This is a messenger RNA of Portunus trituberculatus (swimming crab), 2073 nucleotides long. Its product is annotated as estradiol 17-beta-dehydrogenase 8-like. The coding region runs from base 130 to 873 and encodes 247 amino acids. Lineage: Eukaryota; Metazoa; Arthropoda; Malacostraca; Decapoda; Portunidae. Gene Ontology annotation, molecular function: oxidoreductase activity, acting on the CH-OH group of donors, NAD or NADP as acceptor. The record is from RefSeq and is a predicted model, not a curated record. The transcript is spliced from 6 exons.
CUCGUCGACACCGUAACAAAAACGCAAACCUUCCUGAGAUAGCGACUGUGGCUCACGGCUCAGGAUUUGUGGAUCAGCAGGGGACUAUAUUCUUCCCGUUACUACACGACACGUCCACAUAUUUAAGAGAUGCUGAGUGGCAAGAUCGCCCUAGUGACAGGUGGAGGGAGUGGUAUUGGGAGGGCUGUGUGUCGCCUGCUUGCAAGGGACGGUGCCCGAGUGGUCGCCACAGACAUGGAUGGUGGUGCAGCGCAGGAGACUAUCAACAUGCUGAAGGACCGUGAUGACCACCUCUCUCUCAAGAUGGAUGUUACUGACAAGACCUCAGUGGAGUCAGCUAUUAGUGCGGCCAUUGACAAGUACAAAGCUCCGCCAAGUCUUAUUACCAAUGCCGCAGGUAUUAUAAGGGACAACUUUAUGCUGCAAAUGGAUGAGAAAUCAUUCAUGGAGGUUUUAGAUGUAAACCUCAAGGGAACCUAUCUGGUCACACAAGUAGCAACAAUGGCGUUAGCAGAGCAUGAUGCGUCAUCAGGAUCCAUAGUCAACAUUUCAAGUAUAUCAGGAAAGUUGGGCACUAUAGGUCAGAGCAAUUACUCAGCAAGCAAGGCAGGUGUCAUUGGCUUCACUAAGUCAACAGCGAUGGAGUUAGCAAGUAUGGGAGUGCGGGUCAACUGUGUGCUUCCUGGCUUCACCCAGACUGCAAUGGUGGGUGGUGUGCCUGAUAAAGUAGUGAAGCUCAUACUGAAGAUGACUCCUCUCAAGAGAAUGGCACAACCUGAAGAAAUUGCAGAGGUGGUGGCCUUCCUUCUAUCCGACAAGAGCAGUUUCAUGACUGGUGCUAGUGUGGAAGUGACAGGUGGUCUGGGCAUGUGAGGAUCACAAAGGUAACUCACAACAAUGUCUGUCAAUAUGUUUCAAUUGUAUAACAACUGUCAUGUGUAAAAGAGUUAACAGAAGGAAGGAACAGAACAGGGAGAUGAGGGAUCUCUGCUCUGUAUUGUUUAUAUUCCGACAAUGAAACGAAUCAUGAUGUGUUCUCUCACUUAACUUUCUUAAGGGAAUUUUCAUCUUGCCAUAUAAAUAAGUAAAUAACAAGUCAUAAACUAUUCUCGUAUGUCCUAGUAAUGAAAGGAAAAAGUAAGGGUUCAAAAUUUUGCUUAUUGCUUAUUCAUUGUGAAAUUUUGUUACAGCCCUGUGGAAGCUUUGGUGUAAAUACAAGUGUUGAAGUAUAUACUGUAUAUAGUGGAUCCUCCCUUCCAUAGGGCUUGUUGUAUUGUAACUACAAAACCUCAGGAAUGUGAGGGAUGUGUUGGCAAUGCUUCACAUGUUUUGUCCACACUGAGAGCAGGAAAGCAGGCGAGAGUGAGUGCAAGUGAGGUUGGAUGAAUUUUAAUGGUCACAUUGGAAGUGAUUUCAAAUGAGAGUUGUCAUGGCCUGCCAUCUCUAGUGUACACAAGAAGUGAAGUGAAAUUGCUAUAAUAAAGGGUGUCUAAGGUGGAAACAUGCACUACUUCUAUUGGAAGAGUCUCUUGUUCACUUUCUUGCUCUCUGUGCAGACAAAGCCUAAGGAAAGAAUAAAUCAUUCCUUUAUCAUUAUGUGAAAAUUAACAACUUAAUCAUAAAGUUUAUAUAUAUAUAUAUAUAUAUAUAUAUAUAUAUAUAUAUAUAUAUAUAUAUAUAUAUAUAUAUAUAUAUAUAUAUAUAUAUAUAUAUAUAUAUAUUACACACACAGCUAUCUUUUAAAAGGAUUAAAAUUGUUGUUGCACAAUUUAUCUCUAAUUUGUAAAUUUUAAUAGCAGGUAUGCCAAGAAUGUGUGAUAUGGUGGCCAUUCAGCAGCAGGGACAUAGCCUUUCAGUGUGCUUGUGCAUAGGAGAUUGAGAACAUGAAUGGUCGGAGUCUUUAUUUUCUACUUGAUUAAAAAAAAAAAUACUUGUGGCUGCUGUAAUUCAGAAAUAUUUUUAUACGGAUUGUUAAUCAUUACAGUAGAUCUUAAAUUCUGCCACCAUAUUGGCAUGAAAGUAGGCUAUUCUGUUUUAUUAUCUUUUAUAAAGUAAUAAUGCAUUAUAUUUUUC